Monoraphidium neglectum is the source of this 936-nucleotide messenger RNA. RefSeq lists its product as hypothetical. The transcript has 2 exons. Bases 1 to 936 code for a protein of 311 amino acids. The record is from RefSeq and is a predicted model, not a curated record. Lineage: Eukaryota; Viridiplantae; Chlorophyta; Chlorophyceae; Sphaeropleales; Selenastraceae.
AUGUGCGCAAUUGAGCUGCUGGGGGCGAUGGUGUUCGAUGACAGCGACGCCGGGCGCGCCGUGGAGGGCGCCGCGCUACGCAACGCGGCGCUCUCGCCCGCUCUGGUCAAGGCAAUGAUGUGGCCCCCAGCCAUGGCGGUGCUGGCCGACCUCCUACGCCGCCCCGCCACGGGCCCGCUCGCCGCCGCCGCCUUGGCCGACGACUCGCCGGGGUCGCGCCCCUGCGGCACAACUUCCACCGCCUCGGACCUGCUGCUGAGGAUGCUCUCGAGCGGCGGCCGCAUGGGACCAGUGCUGCCCGCAGCCGCCUCGAUCUAUUACGGCCUGCGGGUCGAGCCGCUGCGCAGCGCUCUGAUUGCAAAAGCAGACCUCAUCCAUGCGCUGCACGCGGGCAUCGUCCCGCGCUUCAUCGCGAGCUCAUUCUCAAUCGCCGCCCUGGCCGAGCUGCUGCGCCCCGAGCCGGCGGGCCAGCAGGCGGCGGCGCUUGUCCGCCUUCUUACGACGCCCGACCCCGGCGUCCCGUGCGAAAUUGACCCGUUGCGAUUCCACGGCCUCAGCCAUAUCAUAGUGCAAUUGUAUGACUUUGUAGGCAAGGGCAACACGUGCGACCGGGCGGGGGAGUGGCCCCAAACCCACUUUGCGGCGCGCGUCCACCACGUGCGGCGGGCCGCGGUCGAGCUGCUCCCCGCGAUUGUCCGCGCCGCCGGCCCUGAGCAGCGCCGGAUUAUCGUGCGCGAGGCGAAAUUUCUCCCUUCUUGCUGCCACAGCUGCGUCAACCGGCUGCUACGGGAGGAAGAUGCCAGGCGGGGCCGCGCAGCCGCGAGCGCGCUGGUGGAGGCGGCACGGCUGCUGCGGGACGCGGCGGCGGAAGGGGGCGACAGGGCAGGAGCGGCAGAGUUUGAUGAGUUCAUCCUCCGCGGGUCAUCGGCGCCGUGA